This is a messenger RNA of Cladophialophora immunda, 2050 nucleotides long. RefSeq lists its product as uncharacterized. Lineage: Eukaryota; Fungi; Ascomycota; Eurotiomycetes; Chaetothyriales; Herpotrichiellaceae. Gene Ontology annotation, biological process: regulation of DNA-templated transcription. The transcript is spliced from 2 exons. The coding region runs from base 132 to 1904 and encodes 590 amino acids. Gene Ontology annotation, molecular function: zinc ion binding; DNA-binding transcription factor activity, RNA polymerase II-specific. The record is from RefSeq and is a predicted model, not a curated record.
CGGCGAGAUUCGAAGCAUCCUCUCACCUCCAUGGAAAUGCGAGUGGCGCCACAAUAGGGAGGGUGAAAAGGUGACGUUCUCCACAAAAGUCCACGCGCUAUGGCUGUUUACCUACUGUGCGAGCCUGUGUUAUGCCUUGGCUUGAGUUUGUGAUGCCGUCGACGAAGCAAGUCAAGCAUCGUGCAUAUGCAAGAACUGGCUGCAAACCCUGCAAGACCCGCAAGGUCAAAUGCGACGAAGCGAAGCCCCAAUGCAAUCGAUGCCAACGAAGUGGUCGAAACUGUGAUGGAUACGUCGACGUUGUCACGCAACAUCGAAAAGCGGAAUCAUUCAAGUUCGUCAAUUACAUAAGCCACGGACCGUCGUUCUCUGCAGCUCUUUUCCUACACGACACACGACAACGACAGGCUUUCGAAUUCUAUCAGCUGCGAUCAUCUCUGGAACUGUCUGGUCCUUUCCAAGAAGAGACAGAAGUGUGGAACAGGCUGGUGCUACAGGUGGCAUAUCAUGAAACAGCCAUCCGCCAUGCGGUCUGCGCUCUAGGAUGCUUUCACCAAGAAUAUGAAGACGAGACUCUCUAUGCUUCUGGUUUUUUGAGCACGGGCCUGGAACAAUACUCGUACGCGAUCAAUGCUCUUGUCGCCGCAAAAGGAAGCCGUAGGUGCAUGGAGGUGACCUUAAUAGCUUGCAUCAUGUUCACGUUCUGCGAGCAUCUACAGGGACAUCUCGGCUCGGCCAAGGCCCAUGUGCACAGUGGUUUGAAGCUCCUCGACACUUAUGUGACCGUGUCUAGAGAAAUGGACCGAGCUGGACCAACAAAUUCUGAUCCUUACCGACCAUACUUUCCGCUCACGAUACUGAUCCUCCUGUUCAGACGGCUGGAUCGCCAGCUGGCGGAAUUUGGGCAACAGCCUGUGCGUUCAGCUCAUCACUCUCUAGGUUGUCAGACUUCAUAUCUGCCAGAUCGGUUUCAGUCGGUAGCAGCAGCUUCUGGAUCACUCGAAGACAUUGUUGAUCAGCUUAUCGGAGUUACACUAGAAGCUACCACUAGACAACUUGUCAAGUGUUCUAGUGAGAUGGCUGCGUUGCGUGGAACCUGGUACAUACGACUUUCGCAACAACUCGAUCAGUGGAAAAGGGCCUUUGACAGACUUUCCACUCUAGAAUCGACACGAAAUCAAGACCGAGCGAAUCACCACCACCAUGAAGCAGUCCUUAUCCUCCGUCUCUGGUAUUCUUCGUGCCGCCUCUUUCUGCUUCUUGACUCUCCGAACGAGGUCAUGGAUUAUGAUGGAGGCAUGCCGAUGUUCCAGUCAAUGGUCGAUGUUGCUCAAGGAUUGCUGGAUGUUCAGAACAAAUGCGAAUAUGAAUCAAUGGUGCCGACUACACAGAAACGCGAGAAGGCCUCGGCUCCGAUAAUCGAGGCAUUCAUGGUCCCCAAGUCUAAAUACGAACCCUGUGAACUCGGAUGUUUUGAGGACAACGGCUUUGCCACAUUACGGCCGUCAUACUUCUCCCGUUUACCGAUGUUGAGCAAAGCCGUUUUUACAUGCACGGCUUUGUCCCCAGUACCCCCGCUGUUCAUCGUCGUCACCCGGUGUCGUGAGCCAAAGUUACGACGUCAGGCAUUGCGAAUCCUCUCUCAACUCAAUCGACGUGAUGGUUUCUGGGACUCAACCCUAGCUGCCAUGUGUGCUGGAACUCUAUUGUACUCAGAGGAGCUCGACACGGCCGAUUUGAGCGACCAAAGAGGGAAAGCCCAAGGUCCGAUGAAAACUGGAUCUGCGAAGCAAAUUAUUCCCGCUGGUGCUCGAAUGCUGGGUGUUCGGCCACAUUUUGGUCAAGGGAGAUUGUUGACUCUGGAAUUUUUAAAAGCGCAACAGCAGCAUGAGAUCCUGCGAUGAUCCGUUGCAUAACAAAAGGACAUGCUUCGGUGAGUCCCCUUUGACAAAACUUCAAGUGGACUGCAUGCAGGAUGUGAUGCAAAUGGCUUCGAGUCGUCUGACUAUGUCCGAGCCGCGGGCCCACGCGCUUCGGUAGAGUUGCAUCC